Messenger RNA from Parasteatoda tepidariorum (common house spider), 2500 nucleotides. RefSeq names its product pyridine nucleotide-disulfide oxidoreductase domain 1 (gene Pyroxd1). The record is from RefSeq and is a predicted model, not a curated record. Gene Ontology annotation, molecular function: oxidoreductase activity. NCBI's taxonomy places the organism in Eukaryota, Metazoa, Arthropoda, Arachnida, Araneae, Theridiidae.
AGCUUCUGUUUAUAUUAUUAAACUAUGUAAAUAAAAACAACAAAUAUAAAAUUCGUAUUUAAAUAAAUUGAAAUAAUAAAUACAAUUAAACAUAUGGCUGAAUGUGAUACCGCUGACAUUUGUAGAUUGUCAUCUGCAACUUUCAUUAUUAUUGGGGGUGGUAUUGCUGGCGUUUCAUGCGCUGAACAGUUGGCAUUUGAACAACCAGAUGAAAGCAUUAUUUUAAUUUCAGCCUCUCCUUUUGUGAAAGUCGCUAAAAAUGUUAUAAAGAUAUCGAAGAGAUUAGAAGACUUUGACGUUGGAGAAGAAUCUUAUUCAUUUUUGGAAAAUCGUCAUGCAAAUUGCACAGUCUACUUUGCCUCUGCAGUUGAAAUUGAUUCUUUAAAACAUACUGUUCUGUUGUCAGAUUCUAAAGUCUUGAACUACAAGAAGUUGUGUAUUUGCACUGGUGCUGUUCCAAAGAUAAUUUCAAGAUCUAAUCCUUAUAUUUUGGGCAUUAGGGAUACAGAAACAGUUGAGGUAUUUCAGCGAAAACUUUUAGAUGCAAGUCGUGUUAUUGUAGUUGGAAAUGGUGGCCUUGCAAUUGAAAUUGUGUAUGAAAUAGAAAACUGUGAUAUCAUUUGGGCAAUCAAAGAUAAGUCAGUUGGCUCAACUUUUUUUGAUGCAGGGGCUGCAAAAUUUUUCUUACCUUGUUUAAAUGAAAGCAAGCAGAAGGAGACUGCCCCAUCUAAGCGACUAAAGUACACAUUAGAAGGUAAUCCUCAAAGUUCUGUGAUGGGAAGUGCUUUAGGUCCUGAUUGGUCAACAAAAAUUAAUAUGAAAGGGAAAACUCUGGAAAAGCGAAACGUUCAUGUUGAAUAUGAAUGUGAGGUUAAAAAUAUUCAUUCAAGAGACGAGUUUCUGCAACAGGAUCUGAAGGAAAUAACGUUUCAAACAUCCAAAUCUAAAAAUAUUUGGCCUGUUUAUGUUGAAUUAACAAAUGGUUCUGUAUUUGGUUGUGAUUUUGUUAUUAGUGCUACAGGCGUUAUUCCAAAUACUUCACUUCUACUAAAAAAUGAAUUGUUGAUUGCUGAUGAUGGAGGUAUUGCUGUUAAUGAUCAAAUGAAAACCAAUUUGGAAGACAUUUUCGCUGCAGGAGAUGCUUGUACUGCUUCUUGGUCAUUGUCCGAACAUUGGUUCCAGAUGCGUCUUUGGACUCAAGCUCGACAAAUGGGAGCCUAUGCUGCUAAAUGCAUGUCUUCUGAGCUUCAAGGAGAAACUGCAGUUCUUGAUAUCUGUUUCGAUCUUUUUACACACGUAACAAAAUUUUUUGGAUACAAAGUCGUGCUUUUGGGACUUUAUAAUGGACAGAAAUUAGGGAAUGACUAUGAAAUUAUAGUAAGGACAUCUGAACGUAGGGAAUAUGCUAAAGUGGUGAUGAAAAACGGAAGGAUGCAAGGAGCUGUAUUAAUUGGAGAAACAGAUUUAGAAGAAACAUUUGAGAACCUAAUUCUUAAUUCUUUAGAUUUAACACCAUACGGAGAAGAUAUUUUAAAUCCUGAUGUUGAUAUUGAAGACUAUUUUGAUUAAGGUUUAGUGUUCAAUAUUUUAAAAUAAUAUUAAUAAUAUAAAUUUAUCUGAGUGUUCCAUAAAAAACUUGAGCUAGCUCUAAAAAAAAAAAAACUUAUUUAUUACAAGAACUUUAAUUUCUUUGAAGAUUUGGGGUUUAACAUCUUUAUAGAUGUUCACUGUGUUUUUAAAUUUUCCCUUGAAGUUUAUUUUUAUUGUCAUUUAUUGUACGCAAAACUGUAUUUAUAUACUGAAAAAUUUGCAUCUAUUAGUUUAUCAAAAGUUAUUAAAGUCAAUAAUUUCAAUAUUUUACACAAUUGUUCUGAAUUUUUUUUUCAUAUACUUCAACUACUCAGGAAAUGUUAAGUUGAUAUUGUAUUUAUUUUUCUCUCUUUUUCUUUUUUAAUGAAACACUUAUUAUUUAAAAUCAAUAUAGUACUUAAAACAUAGCUUAAAAACCAUAAAAUUGCACUGAAUUGUUUUUGCAGUGCACUGUAUAUCUAGAAAUGAGCUUAAAAUUCUUAUUUAAUAUUAGAAUUAAUUUAUUGUAAAUGUUGUAUAAUAAAUUUCUUCUAUUUUAAUUAAUUCUCUUUUUAUAUAUACUUACAAGCUGUUACAUUUGUAUUACAUCUUUGUUCUAUGCUGUAUUGUGAUGAAUUACAAAAUAAUUAUAAAUGUCAGUAUUAGUACAUACUAAUUGACUGGCAUUUUUGACAGAUUAUCAUUAACAAAUCAUGAUAGAUUGUUUAAGAUUUUUUGCAAAUAUGAUUACGCAAAAUUUGUUGUAUAAAUCAUAUUAAAUAGUAUAUUAGAAUUAUUAGUAUUUUAAUAUACAUAUAAACAUAUUCUGUAUUAGAAUAUUCUAAUACAUACUCUAAUAUACCUAGUAUAUAUUAAAGUGAAAUUAUAAUUAAUUUGUUAUAUGUUGUAUAAUAAAUUUCUUUUAUUUUAA